Brassica napus (rape) is the source of this 1260-nucleotide messenger RNA. RefSeq lists its product as uncharacterized. The transcript has 3 exons. Gene Ontology annotation, molecular function: zinc ion binding; nucleic acid binding. The record is from RefSeq and is a predicted model, not a curated record. Lineage: Eukaryota; Viridiplantae; Streptophyta; Magnoliopsida; Brassicales; Brassicaceae. Bases 1 to 1260 code for a protein of 419 amino acids.
AUGUUCGUAGCACACUGCGAGCCCGGAAAUAUCCCUGAGCUACCAGCUCUUACCUCUGCCCCAAUCUGGCUCGAGCUUCAUAACGUCCCACUCCAAUUCUUCAAUGAAGAUGGUUUUGAGCGAAUUGCAGGCCUAGUUGGGGAACCUAAAUACCUCCAUCCAUCCACUGCAAACAAAGCUGACUUGGAAGUUGCUAAAGUACUAACAAUCAUCGACCCGAGACAGCCACUUCCGGAAGCGGUAAACGUUCAAUUUGAUUCCAAAGACAUUGCUCGUGUAGGUGUUUCUAGUCUGUGGAUGCCGCCGGUUUGUUCCCACUGCAAAGAAAUUGGUCAUAGCAUCAAGCGGUGUCCCACUUCUCCGAUAACUUGCGCUGAUUGUAAAUCAACGUCUCAUUCGAAAGACAACUGCCCUCGGGCUAAAGAACACAAUAGCAGGAAAUACAAGAAGCAAAAAGAGAAGAGCAAAGCUACAUUUCCAGGCAAGAGUGUUCACCCCCAAAAAAAUCAUGCGGCUUCCAUUCCACCACUCCGUUCCUCAUCGUCAGGAAACCCUCAGGGUAAUCUCGAAGCAAGUUGCAAAGGGAAAGGUGUUGCGGUUUCAACCAACACUCGUCAUACCGCGGCUGGUUUUAGUGAUCCUUCCCGGAUUUCCCUAAAAGGAAUUCAUAUUGAGCAACCGGAAUCUAGUAAUGUCAACGUUACUACCUCAGUGUCUGAGCUCUGGAACGAGAUUAUUACUCUUUCUUCUACUCAGCGCAUUCUUGGGAAGCCGUGGGUUGUCUUCGGGGACUUUAAUCAGGUGCUUAGGCCUGAGGAAAAUUCAGCAGCUUCAGGCCCUAACGUGGACCUACAUACUCGCAUGUUUGCUGAUUCGCUUAUUCAUGCUGACUAUCCUCUCUCCUUGGCUCUUUUUGGUGAGCCAGCUUUCUCCGACCAUGCUUCUAUGAGUCUAUCUCUGCAGUCUGGUGAUCCUAAGCAGAAGAAGCCUUUUCGAUUCUUCAAUUAUCUUCUGAAAAAUGAGAACUUCUUCGGCCUGGUUGCGCAUCACUGGUUUUCCAUCUCUAUCCCCGGCUCUGCUAUGUUUAGAGUGGUAAGGAAGCUUAAGCUUCUGAAGAGCAAGAUUCGAGAGUUCAGUAAAAAUAAUUACUCAGAUAUUGAAAAGAGGGUCAUCGAAGCGUCUGAAGCUUUGUCUGUUGCUCAGCUGCGAACACUAAAGGAUCCCUCAGUCAUAAAUGCUGAAAUAGAACUUGACUUGUAG